Messenger RNA from Sclerotinia trifoliorum, 1063 nucleotides. NCBI's taxonomy places the organism in Eukaryota, Fungi, Ascomycota, Leotiomycetes, Helotiales, Sclerotiniaceae. The record is from the annotation of a GenBank genome assembly.
UCUGAGCUGGUUGUGUGGCCCAAAAAGCCGAGAACAGGCAGAAGAGAGGGGCGUCGCGUUGUCAAGCUCCCCAAUAGUACAUCUUGCAUUUUGAUUUUCCCUCCAUCAACCUCAACUUUGUAAAGUUCAUAAAUCUGUCCUUUCAAAGUUACUCUUAGGCAGUAAAUCUUUAGGAUACGUGGUCGUGAAAUAUUCAGCAAAAUUGUACGAGGUGUGCGUCAUUUCGUCUGAAGCAGGAAGGUGAGGGGUAUCAUAAAUACCUACAUGAAUGCCAUUCCCCUGACCACUUCUAUUAGUAUCUCGAGCACCUCCUCUUUUGCGCAACAUAUAUCCCACCUCAAACAAAAGACCUCUCGAAUUAAUUUAUUAUCUACUACGAGUUCCGAAAGCUACUGCUACGUCAAAGGAGUGAAAACAGCAGAAGAAAUAGAAAAGCAGCCAUGGCAUCAGAAUUCCUCGUUUCUCUCUGGGAAUCUAUCUUCACACCCGGUCCCACUCCUGUUCUCCUCGUUGCGACCAACGCCACUUUCGCAGCUUUACAGCUCGUAUUCUUCCUCCUGUUGGUCGCUACCUACAGCAUUCAUUUUGUGGUUUUAUCGUUCCUGUGUGGUGGAUUAUGGUGGGCUAUAAACUGGUUCGCAGCGGAGCUGAAGAGAGUGAAAGAGGAAGAAGAGGCACGGAAGAAGACGGAAGGGAUAGCUGGAGGAGAUGGCAGUGAUACGGACGUAGAGACUAUUGUUGAUGACGAGGGCCCACCAGGGAGCAAGGAGGUUGAGGUAUUGGAAGUGAAAGGGGAUUUGAAAAGUAGAUCGCGUUCUAUUGGAGGCGGUAACAAGAGUGAACCUAGUACGGAGGAUGAGUGGGAGAAGGUCAGUGAGAAUGAAAAGGAUAAAUAAACACCGCAGAGGCGAAUUGUUGGAAUUGAUGGUAGGAAGCAUUCUUGUGAGAGGAAGGGAGCUCGAGGAAAUACCCGACCGUUUAGAUGAUCAUGAAUUUUGGUGUACCAUGCAAGUACAAAUUUUGAAACUUAUACAAGAAAUUAUGGACUAUGGAUACCCAAGGG